Molecule: messenger RNA, 568 nt
Organism: Gregarina niphandrodes
Lineage: Eukaryota; Apicomplexa; Conoidasida; Eugregarinorida; Gregarinidae
Exons: 1
Source: RefSeq, a predicted model, not a curated record
AUGAGGGGGACAUUGAGUAGAGGCGUGUAUGGUUUGCGGGUGUUGCUUUGUGGUGCUUUGCAGUUGGAUUGUGGUGCGCGUCAAUGUCGGUCAUUGGAUGCUGGUACAAUACUGGAGAGGCGUCCGCGAGUAGGGGACGAGCCGGAGAUGUCUCCAAAAUUUUAUCGGCUGAGUCUACGAAAGGGCGACACAUUGUCACUACGUAUCUUCCAGACCAUAGCGCUGCAAUGUGUGGACGCGCUUAUGGCUGAUCCUAAGAUCGUCCUCUGCUCUGUCGAUCAAAUACACUUCCCACGUCGCACCCCCCAUAUCAAGACCUACAUCGACGCCGACUCUGCGAAAUACAACCUGGAUCGCGCACUUUUCCGAGUUCAACCUGUCCUCGAGUCCGAGGCUGAAGCUCACAGCUGGUUCGAGGACAGCUGUCGCUUCCCAGGACUCCUGUUGGCCGGCGAGACGGCCACCGACCCCGUGGCCGGUGGGAGUCAAGCGCCGCAGACCGAGCCCGUCGCCGGCGGCAGUCAAGCGCCGGAGACGGAACCCGUCGCCGGUGGAAGUCGGGACCCGG